Mercenaria mercenaria is the source of this 5989-nucleotide messenger RNA. RefSeq lists its product as uncharacterized. The coding region runs from base 423 to 1529 and encodes 368 amino acids. The record is from RefSeq and is a predicted model, not a curated record. The transcript has 4 exons. NCBI's taxonomy places the organism in Eukaryota, Metazoa, Mollusca, Bivalvia, Venerida, Veneridae.
UAAAUAGACAUCCUUCCGCACAUUGCGGAUGUAGAUCUAUUCAUCACUGAUUCAGUGAAGAAUUAUAUUUUUUAUGCGUAGAAAAGUGAUUUUGUUUUUCUCGUUACUUUAAUUAUAAAAAAGAUAUUUUUUAAAAUAACUAUUCGACAUUUAUUUAAUAUUUAAGCAAAAGUAUAGACGGCCAAUUAGCUUGGAUUGUCUGUGCUAUGGUGACAUGUGAGGAGUACAGUCAUGUUUAAUUUGGAUUUAAAUGUACAUGUAAGAUUAACGAGGAAUUAAUAACACGUUGUAAUGGAGCAAAAAGUGUUGUUUUUUUCUAUUUCCUCAGUUUGUGAAACGUAUAAAGUGAAGAGAAAAUAAGCAAAACAUGUAUGCAAUAUAAAACAGUUAGAAGCAACUAAGUAACAUCAAACAGAUACAAAAUGUCGACUGUAUAUAACUCAGCAUCGAUAGAAAGUACAGACACGACUGAAGUGACAACUCUAGAAACUGGUAACGUAAAUUAUACAUCACAAGAAACUUCAACCUUUACGGACACUACAGUGACUACAGUGACUGGAUUCAUUACAGAAGUAACGGACACCAAGACAGAACCAGUUAUAGUAACAGAUGUAACCAUAAAAGGAACAACCACUACAAAUCACACAACAGGUGUUUCGUCUACCAGCACCAGUCAUGAUAUUGUUACGGAUGUUACAUUUUACAGAAGUUCGCAACAGAAUACUGAUAGCACAUCUACAAUUUUAAGAACUACAACCAUCAACAUGGAAACAACGACAGCAAGUGAUUUUUCAGAUAAUUCAAGUCAAGUUUUAUUCGCCAACACGACUUCCAACUCGUCUGUCAUUACCGGUACCAGUGUUGACUCUGGCGUAGAAAUACAUAGAUUGUGUGAUAACUGUACAACAACAGUUGUAGUUGUAUCCUGUGUGUCAGCUGGCGUAGUAUUAUUGGUUCUGUUGAUGUCAGCGUUAUGUUUCUUCCGUCUACGUCAUAAAUGGAGAGCAAAGAUACAACUAGAACGCAAGAAGACAGAUAUUUGGUCAAUGGCAACUUACAAUAACACAAUAAUCAAUGAAAAUUUCGCCGAUUUUCAGUUGGCACCGCCAACUAACACAGAAAUGAGGAAGUCCUCAGGUUUCUCGGAGAAUUCUAUCCAGUUUUACGACCCUUUCACGAGUGACGCACCACAAACGCAGUUUUCAUCUAAUCAGGUCGUCAUGCGUAGCAACACACUUCCGCCGGAAGAACAAUUUGCCAAUUCCACGUUAAGAAGGAAUACUGUCAGUGCUCCUGAUGAGCUGGAAUUGUCACCUCAAGCGUUCAAAGGACCGGAUUCGCUCGGUUUUAGUGAUAACAGAUAUACUUUAAGAGGUCGCUCGUCCACAUUUACCGUGGGCAGAAAACAAAAUGUAGACCGACACGUUCUGCUGAGUCAUGAAGAACUGGUUGAAGACCAGUCAGCUGCUGAAAACAUUGGUGCAGUAUACAAGACGCCAACAAGUAGCUAUAAUAUGACAGAACUCUAACCCUUACCUAGCUAAAUUUCUAUAAUGAACUUGUCCAUCUUCCAGUUUGGACAGUACCAUUAACUGUUAAAAGGGUAGCUUAGCAAAACGAUACUGGCUGCAGGGGUCACACUGGGAAUUUUUUUCUCUGAGCCACUGCUUUUUCCAAAGAUGAAAUUAUGAGGCCAACAACGGGGAAGCGCAUAGCAUUGACGUUCUUGUAGGACUACAUUUUAUGUACCAAAGUACUCAUACCACUCAAGAAAUUAAUUUAGUUAUAACAUAUUUCUUAGUAACCCUUUAAAAAGCUAUUUAGAAAUCAAUUUUUGUUAACAUCUAAAAUUAUCAUUAUUAUAAAUAUCUGCCAUUUAAAGGGAAUUCCGAUAGUUUUUUAUGCGCAUCUUUCUGCGCAGCCGACACUUUCUAUGGAAAACUGAACUGAAGUCAACAUUUGUUGAAACAUGUUACAGACAGUCUUAAAUAUGAGGAAUCUUGAAUGAAAUAACAUUUUUGAUAAGUUUUAUCAGUAAUCAAAUGUUGAUACUGGUUUAUGUUGUAUUGACAAGUAUCAUGCAUGACAGGUAUCUUGCUAUUUUUGUGGUUGUGUUUUCAAAUCGCAUCAGUGUUGUUCAUAUAAUGUAAGAUUAUUGACUUAGUACUAAUAAGACAAUAUCACCUUUCAGAUUAUUUAGAAUUCAAUUAUAGAAAGAAUUAAGAAUUUUUAAAACUUUUUUUUAACUUCUAGCAGACAUACAUGUAAUCAAUUUGGCCAGAUACGCGCCAUUUUCCGUCCGAACAGGUGUUGUAUUCUAGCGGUCUUAACAUAAAAUUUAGCCCGGUGACCCAUACAUUUUUAGCCAUUUUUAUGCUCACAAUACAAUUAUCUAUACACAACAAAAAUAGGAAAAAAUUCUAUGAAAGAAUUUUUUCAAAAUUUAAAAAAAAUAUUCUUCACUAUGCGUAUUUUUCACUGAAAAAAGUUCACAAAAGUAAAUAUGAAACAAUAUUUUUUUCAUUUGUACCCAUUAAUGUAAGGAUAGAGUAUUACAAAUAUGACUAUGAUAUCAAAUAAGUAUAUGAUAAAAUCUGUAAAAAGAAAAAACUUUAUUGUGCUGUCUUGAUAUAUAUUUUGGUUGGUAUUUAUAAAAAAGCAGAAAAUUAUGAAAAUGUAGAAAAAUCGCUAGCAGUUUCAGCAACAGUGGGUGUGUUCAAAACAAUUUUUCACAAAAACAAGCCUGGUGACCUAUUGUUUUUAUUUGUUCAUUGUUUUCAGCACAAAUUUUCCUAUCAUAUAUGUGAAUUUAAAAAAAUUCUAUGAAAGAAAAAAAACUAUAGGAAUUCUCUUUAAUAAAAAAAAUUCUGAACAUGAUAUUUAAAAUAAAGAUGUCAAAAAAGAAGAAAUUUUGUUUAAGCAGUGUCUUAUUUUGCAUAUUGCCUAUAAGUGGGUGGGGUUCGAUGCCUUCUCAUGUUUUAUUCUCGAAAAAUACUUUAAAAUAUGAGCUCCUUUUGCAACAGUUUUUAUAUUUUUCUUAAAUGUAGACUCUUUAUUGGCUUUUUAUUUAAGACUGCACUAAAAAAUCUCGUCAGAAAUGACAGAAAUUUCCAAAAAUUAAGGUCGCGAAAAUGGGUGACAAAUACGGAAAACGUAAAUUAGAAUUAAAUUUUUGAUAAAAUACCUAUGUUUUAUUGCCUUUCUAUCAUCAUAUCUGUUCAAUACUUACAAUUUCUGCUUAUCUAAAGCAUUUUUAUUUGUUUUUGCCCAAACUUACCCUCGGCAACUAACAUGAUAAGAAAAUUUACUACAGAUUGUCUAACGGCCGAUUGUUCAUAAAAAGGUAUCAAGUGCACAAAAUGAUGGUUAUAAUCUAAUUAUCGCCAAUUAACUGCCUGGUCAAAUAAAAGUUAUGUAAAUUGGCUUCCUCCCUUUCAAUAACAGAUGUUGUUUGUCUACACAGAUUAUCGAUUUUUCACACCUUUUGGUUCCUAAAACUGGCAAUAAUCGUAGUUUUGUAGACAGACGUAGCUUCGGGCCAUUUUCGCCACUUAGAAAAUUUUGGAGCCACAUUUAAUUUUUUGUCGCAAAUGGCUCAAGUGGCGAUCGACAGCGUGACCCCUGCUGGCUGAAUAGCGAACAGUGCAGAUCAUGAUCAGAAGGCACGGAUGUGCAGGCUGACCAUGACCUACACUGGUCACAAAGGCAGAAUCAAUCGUGUCCAGUAUGGUAAGGGUUAGGCGGUUUUGUAAAGGAGUUUUGGGCGAGAGUGGUGAUUUUCUAAAUCAGUAGAAAUUAAUACAACAUAUACUCGACAACUUUUCUAACUCAACACCUGUGUUUCUGUUUUUAUCUGUACCAAAUUUUGUCGGAUUUGAACGAAAUUUGGACAAAAUGUUAAAUGAUUACUAACAUAACGCAUUUAGCCGAACCAAAUACAGUAAGGUAACCCUUAAACAAAAGUAGCAUAAUUAGUAAAUCCCAUGAAAAUCAUCAUCAACCUACGAAAUGGUACAUACGUCAAUAUCUUUAAUAUAAACUAUAAAUUUCGUAUCAGUUUCGUGACGUCACUGACAGGUAACAUUUACAUUUACGGAUGGUAUGGCGUCAAAGUAAAUCACGUAGGUAACAACUUUUUCAAAUUUAAACAGCAAAACUAGAGAAUGGAGACCAACCUUGGCAUUGGUCAACUGAAAUACAAUGCUAAGAAUUAGCCAAGUAAAUGCUGUAGAUGUGAGACUGUUUUUCGGCGACGCUGUCUAAAUUCGUUUUCGUUACCUAUGCCACGUGACUUCAGUUUGCAAAUCAAACUACUUGAUAACGCAUUAUAGAUAAAUUAUCAAAAUGGAAGAUUUAUGCAACACUCUGCCUGAUUGGACGAGAGUGUCAAUUUCUUUCACUCUGUUGAUUGUGCUACGCUGAGUGAACUGUAGAUAAAGCGUUUAUCCUAAACGACGCUGUUCACAGUUUUAAAGCUAACUUUGGCUCAGUAUAUUUAGCAAGAAUAUUGAUAUAUCUCAAAAUGAUAAAUGACUUUAAUAAAUAUGAUAAAAACCUGUUCAAAUACCAACAUAUAUCAAAUUAAAGAAAGAGCUGAAUACGGUCUGCGUAUCACAUGAAUAAGGGUGUGAUAAGAGUCUUUUAUGUAGAGAAGUGCUUUUUAAAAGAUUUUCCUUGUUACAAUUGUCGUCUGUAUAUGAAAAGGUUUCUUGCUUUUGUGACUUAUUCAGAUUGCAUAUUAAAAUGAGUACUUGUUUGCUAUGAUAUAUUUGUUAUAAAUUUUUUAACUGAUUUAUUAUAUAUGAAUAUUUUUCUUUAGUAUGGUAUGCAAAUAUUGAACUCAGUUGAAAUCUGUUUUAUUAUAUAUAUGCUAUAUAAUGACUGUAUCUCAUUACACUGAAAUGAAGGUACGCUGCAUUCAGUUUAUCUAUGUGAUAUGACUACGGUCAAACUUUGCUUAUGAAACAGAAAUAUUGAAAUAAUCACAAUUGUAUGUUUUGCUUGACCUUCACUUUUUUAUAGGUGUGACGUCAUUGUCCAAAGAUUCAUGAAUAGCGAAUAUGCUAUUUGUUAAAGUAGGAUCAGUUGGCCUAUUUUAGAAAUAAAUAAAAAUAAUAAAUAAAAAAUCCUUUAAUUGAUUUUUUCUCAUGUAUUCUAAUCAAACUUGAUUUGUAGCAUCUUUAUUAGGCCCGCAGCCAACUUUGUUCAGCUGGGACAUAUGACCCCUUUUAGGGGCUGCUAGAGCUAAAACUAGAAAUAUACCUGCCUUUAUACAGCGUCUCAUGAACAGUUUGGUGGAUCUUUGUCAUAAGUGGUCUGGAGCAUCAUUAUAAGGUCCUCUUCCAAAUUUAUUUAUAUAGGAACUUGGACCACUAUAGCUAAAAGUAGAUACAUGUAUGCCUUUCUUCGCAUUAACCAUUAAAAUGUAAUGGGUUUUUAUCAAACUCGAUGUGUAACAAUAUCGUAAGGUCUCCUGCUAUUUAGUUACAAAUGGGGAUAGGGACCAAUUUAGCUAAAAAUAUAAACACGUUUAAUGACCUCUUCUCAUGAACCGCUUCAUGAAUCUUCAUCAAACUACUGCUGUUAUUAUUCGUCUAAGGAUAAACGAAACAAAAUUGCAACCCUACGAAACCUUUGCGAAAAAUUAAAAGAGAAAUAUUUAAAUUGUUAAAGUGCGGUGUUUUGUUUUGCAAUUUGAAAAAUGGUAGAUGAAAGAUGAAUGUUAGAUGAAAGAUGAAUGUUAUAUGAAAAAUUCAUAAACUUCUUUCCUUAUUACAAUUCGCCGACCAUCAUUUUUAAAGAUAUUUCUUGUUCAAUUUGACUUUGCACCCAGAUCAUCAGUCCUCGAAGCCAGAAAAAGGCAGACACAGUCUGAUGAAAUAACAGCAAGAACUUAAAAAUAAAAGAAUAGACAAUUCUAAUUCAUUUUGUAUUUCAUGUAUUAUACACCUUGUUCUACAUUUAAUGCAUUAAAACACAAUAUCGAACA